AUGAGUGGCUGCCGAAGUGAAGCUGUUGCCAAGGCGACGAACUAUGGUGGAGUUUUGGACAAUGUGAGCGUCUCCUGUGUGAGAGGUAGGGAAGCAGAUUUGGUCCGCGGCGGGUUCCAGCCGCGCCUUCCGACUUCGCUGCCGCCCCCAGGGCAGCAGCAGCAGCCGUCGCCGCUACCACGCCGACAGCCCGUCCCGUUGAUGCCUCCCGCGCAGCUUCAGCCGGGAGCGCCCCAGGUGGUCGCUCCGGCGCCUGCGGUCCCUCUUCAGUCGCCACCGCCUUCGGGGCUGAUGGACGUCGACCCCUCAGCCGGGCCGCCUUCCCAAGCGGUGGCUGUGCAGCCUGUCCUGCAGCCGCUUUCCUUGGGCACCCCCAAGGAGUCUGACACCGCAGCGCCUUGUCCGGCGCCCACUCAGCAGCCGUCGACGCAGCGUCGGGAGACGCUGCCUCUCUUCGAGGGUCCCUACGCCCCGUCGCGUCCAGUACCAGAAGCUGCGCCCGUGGUCACAGGCGUAGAGGCGCCCGUGAGUACCCACGCUACUUGCCCAUGGGUUCUGUCAGCCAGCAGUUCCCCCGACACCUCUUUGCUAACAGCUUGCUUUAACAACGAUGGGCGGGCGCGAGCGCGGUACCCGUGA
Messenger RNA from Schistocerca americana (American grasshopper), 639 nucleotides. Its product is annotated as vegetative cell wall protein gp1-like. The coding region runs from base 1 to 639 and encodes 212 amino acids. The record is from RefSeq and is a predicted model, not a curated record. NCBI's taxonomy places the organism in Eukaryota, Metazoa, Arthropoda, Insecta, Orthoptera, Acrididae. The transcript is spliced from 3 exons.